Messenger RNA from Zea mays, 1236 nucleotides. RefSeq lists its product as uncharacterized. The coding region runs from base 197 to 916 and encodes 239 amino acids. Lineage: Eukaryota; Viridiplantae; Streptophyta; Magnoliopsida; Poales; Poaceae. Gene Ontology annotation, cellular component: nucleus. Gene Ontology annotation, molecular function: sequence-specific DNA binding; DNA-binding transcription factor activity, RNA polymerase II-specific. Gene Ontology annotation, biological process: positive regulation of DNA-templated transcription. The transcript has 2 exons. The record is from RefSeq and is marked provisional.
UGCGCACGCCACCGCGCUUCAUUGGCCACGCCGUUGCCAUCACGCCGAUUAAACUAGCCGAUCGAUCGCCCAGCUCGCCUGCCUGUGAUCGACCGGGUCGCUGCCUCCGAUCCUCUUGCUGCCCAGCACCCUGGCUACUUCAGCCAGCUAGCCAGGUUGAGACCGACUAGCUCGAUCUAGCUGCUGAGGCGUGGCCAUGGAGGGCGACGACGACGGCCCGGAGUGGAUGAUGGAGGUGGGCGGCGCGGGCGCCACAGGGAAGGGAAAAGGCGGCGCGCUGGACAAGAACAAGAAGCGCUUCAGCGAGGAGCAGAUCAAGUCUCUCGAGUCCAUGUUCGCCACGCAGACCAAGCUGGAGCCGCGCCAGAAGCUGCAGCUGGCGCGGGAGCUCGGCCUGCAGCCGCGCCAGGUCGCCAUCUGGUUCCAGAACAAGCGCGCGCGCUGGAAGUCCAAGCAGCUGGAGCGCGACUACUCCGCGCUCCGCGACGACUACGACGCGCUCCUCUGCAGCUACGAGUCCCUCAAGAAGGAGAAGCACACGCUCCUCAAGCAGCUGGAGAAGCUAGCCGAGAUGCUGCACGAGCCGCGGGGCAAGUACAGCGGCAAUGCGGACGCCGCCGGCGCCGGGGACGACGUGCGCUCGGGCGUCGGCGGCAUGAAGGACGAGUUUGCAGACGCCGGGGCCGCGCCCUACUCGUCCGAGGGCGGUGGCGGUGGCAAGUUCGCGCACUUCACGGACGACGACGUGGGAGCCCUCUUCCGGCCGUCGUCUCCGCAGCCGAGCGCCGCUGGCUUCACCUCGUCGGGGCCGCCGGAGCACCAGCCGUUCCAGUUCCACUCCGGCUGCUGGCCAUCGUCGACGGAGCAGACCUGCAGCAGCUCGCAGUGGUGGGAGUUCGAGUCCCUCAGUGAGUGAGUGUCUGAGUGAUCGAUCGCCAGACCAUGCGACGGCGGGUCACUCGGUUCCAACUUCCAAGCACACACACACACACACGUAAGCACGAAUACGAGUUGGUAGCGGUCAUCAGCCCCGAGCGCACGGUGUACAUAGCUUUCAGUAGAUCGAAUUCCAGGCAUGUCCAUCAACAAGCAGUUUCUUCUCGUCAUCGAUCAUCAUGCAUGCAAAAGAAAAUUUUCUCUCCCCCAUUGUCGUCGCCGCUACCAGAUCAUGUAAUCCAGGAACAUGUAGAGAAAGAUCAAACGAGCUUAUAGAGAAGGGAGGUCACAUGUUCGAUC